Messenger RNA from Trichechus manatus latirostris (Florida manatee), 1011 nucleotides. RefSeq names its product olfactory receptor 51D1. The transcript has a single exon. Gene Ontology annotation, cellular component: plasma membrane. NCBI's taxonomy places the organism in Eukaryota, Metazoa, Chordata, Mammalia, Sirenia, Trichechidae. Gene Ontology annotation, biological process: G protein-coupled receptor signaling pathway. The record is from RefSeq and is a predicted model, not a curated record. Gene Ontology annotation, molecular function: olfactory receptor activity.
UUCCUCCUUUUCCCUUUCAUAGACACUGGAUUUGGGAUGUAGAAACCCCAGCUCUUAUUCCCUGUCAUGGCCACCCCGAAUGGAACUCUGGUCCACCCAGCUUACUUUCUGCUGGUGGGCAUCCCUGGCCUGGGACCUAACAUACACUUUUGGCUGGCUUUCCCUCUGUGUUUUAUGUAUGCUUUGGCCAGCCUGGGAAACCUGGCUGUCUUCCUCAUCAUCCGCUUGGAAAGGAGACUGCAUGAGCCCAUGUACCUCUUCCUGGCCAUGCUUUCCACCAUUGACCUAGUCCUUUCCUCUGUCAGCAUGCACAAGAUGGCUAGCCUGUUCCUGAUAGGCAUCCAGUAGACAGAGUUCAAUGUUUGCCUGGCCCAAAUGUUCCUUAUCCAUGCUCUGUCAGCUAUGGAGUCAGCUGUCUUGUUGGCCAUGGCUUUUGACCACUUUGUGGCCAUCUGCCAUCCUCUCGGCCAUGCUUCUGUGCUCACAGGGCCCACUGGGGCCAAAACUGGGCUAGCUGCCCUGACCAGGGGGUUUGUAUUCUUCUUUCCACUGCCCUUUAUCCUGAAGCGGUUGUCAUACUGCCGAACACACACUGUCACACGCUCCUUCUGUCUUCCUCAAGAUAUUAUGAAGCUAUCCUGUACUGACACCACAGUCAAUGUAGUUUAUGGACUUUUCAUUAUCCUCUCAGUCAUGGGUGUGGACUCCCUCUUCACUGGUUUCUCUUACAUCCUCAUCCUGCGGUCUGUGUUGGUUCGAUCCUCUGAGGGAGCAGCAUUCAAGGCUUUCAACACCUGCAUCUCUCAUCUCUGUGCUGUCCUGGUCUUCUAUGUACCCCUCAUCGUGCUCUCUGUGGUACAUAGACUGGGUGGUCCCACCUCCCUGCUACAUGUGGUUAUGGCUAAUGUCUAUCUAUUGCUACCACCUGUGGUCAACCCUAUUGUCUAUGGAGCCAAGACCAAGGAGGUCCAUUCACGGGUCUGCCAUAUGUUCUCACAAGAUGGCAGGUGA